Messenger RNA from Prorocentrum cordatum, 3071 nucleotides. NCBI's taxonomy places the organism in Eukaryota, Dinophyceae, Prorocentrales, Prorocentraceae. The record is from the annotation of a GenBank genome assembly.
AGGCCGAGGAGAAGCCGGACGAGCAGGACGGGCCAGCCGAGCCCGCCGCAGGCGCGCCGAAGGGGCCCGGAGACAAGGCGCCCCCGCUGCAGUUCGCCUCGCUCUACGUCGGCGACCUGCACCCGGACAUCGCCGAGGCCACCCUGUACGAGGCGUUCCAGUCCGCGGGCAACGUGGCGUCUUGCCGCGUGUGCCGCGACAGCGUGAGCCGCAAGUCGCUCUGCUACGGGUACGUGAACUACUACACGGUGGAGGACGCGGAGAAGGCGCUGGAUACUCUGAACUACAUGUCCAUCAAGGGGAAGCCUUGCCGGAUCAUGUGGAGCCAGCGGGAUUCGACCCGGAGGCAAAGCACCAACAGCAACAUCUUCGUGAAGGGACUCGACCUGUCUAUCGACAACAAGGCGUUGCACGAUACCUUCAGCGUCUUUGGGCACAUCCUCUCAUGCAAGGUCUCCAUGGACAACUCGGGAAAGUCACGGGGUUACGGCUUUGUGCACUACGAGUCGGAGCAGGCGGCCAAGGAGGCCAUCUCCAAGGUCAACGGGAUGAGGGUCGGCGAGAGCAUCGUCACCGUCGCGCCCUUCAAGGCGCGCGAGGGGGCGGAGGCCAAGGACACCGACGAGUCCUACACGAACCUGUACAUCAAGAACAUGCCAGAGGACUGGGACGACGACAAGAUCCUGAGCGUCUUCGGCGAGUUCGGUGAGGUUGUCUCUUCGGUCAGCAUGAAGACCGACGACGGUAAGCGCUUCGCGCUCUUGAACUUCCAGGAGAGUGAGUGUGCUAAGGCCGCAGUGGCGGCCUUGCACAAGAAGGACAUGCGCAAGGAGAGCGAGAUCUUGGCGGACACGGAGAAGGAAAAGGAGGCUGCGAAGGUCGACGAGGAGAAGGAGACCGGAGACGCUGGCGCCGACGAAGCCAAGGGGGAUGACGCGGCAGAAGCAGCGGCACCAGAGGGUGGUGCGAAAGGCAAGAAAGGCAAAGACGACGACCAUCCUGACCAUCUGCUUUACGUUCAGCGCGCGCAGACUCGCUCGGAGCGGCAGGCCCUGCUGGCCGAGCGGAAGAGCAAGAAGGGAGCCGGCAAAGGCAAGCAGAAGGAGGGCGUGCGCCUCUGCGUCCGGAACCUCGGGGAGGCCACGACCGUGGACGGCCUGAAAGAGAUCUUCGAGCCAUACGGCACCAUCCUGGAUGCGGUGGUGAGACUGAACGACGAGACCGGCAAGUGCAGAGGCGUGGGGUUCGUGACUCUCGCCAGCACGGAGGAGGCCACCAAGGCAGCGUGCCUUGCCGCGCCGCAGCGCGGUGCCCGCCGCGGAUCGCCCGAGGCCCUCCCGGAGGAGCCGGCCCCCCAGGCGCUGGCGCCGCGGCGGGAGCUCGAGGCCGCGAUCGACGAGCUGCUCGCAAGGCGGGACGGGGACGGAGUGAGGGACAGCGAGCACGGAGCGAGCACGGAAGCCACCGUUUGGGGCGAGCCCCGCGCGAGGCACCACCAGGAGCUCCGGCGCGGUCUCGCGGCUCUCGUCGCCGGGGACUCGGCGGAGCGGCAGCUGCCCAGGCCCUCCGUAUGGGACGACGACGACGACGACUCGGACGCGGACGACAUCCUCGACAGCAUGCUCAAGAUGCCGAGCAGUCCCCACUCACCAUCGAAGAUAGCCAAGGUGGUCGGGCUGGGAUCGGGCGCGCAGCUUCAAGCGUCGGUGACCCUGAAGCUGAGGGCACAGCGCGGCAAGGACUGGCAGUCGAGAUUGUUGCGACUGGUUUCUCAUCCGGUGUACGAGGCGGCCAAUGCUGCCGUUAUCAUUCUCAACGCCCUCGCCAUCGCGUGGGAGACAGAGCAUUCGGCGCAGCACGUGCCACGAAGCGAUCAUCCUGUCCACUUCGAUGUGUUCAUGUUUACCUUCUGUGCCCUGUUCACGGCCGACCUCAUCCUGAACAUGCUAGCACAGGGCUUAUUUUUUUGGAACUCGACAGACUGGAAGUGGAAUUGGUUCGAUCUCCUCGUAGUGGUAUUGGCGAUCGCUGAGGCCAUCGCCUUCGUCGUGGGAUCGAGGGGUAGCAUGUUGUCCAAUAACUCGGUGCUACGCGUGCUCCGGCUCGUACGAGUCUUGCGAUUCGUGCGGGCACUCCGAUCGCUCAUAUUUUUCCGAGACCUGCGCAUCACGAUUUCUGUCUUGAGCGGAGGGCUUAUGCCGUUGAUGCCCUUGGCGGUCAUGUUGGGUCUAAUAUUCAUGGUUUUCGGAAUAGUUCUCACUGACGGAGCGAGCCAGCACAUGAUCAACCAUCAGCAUAGUUAUGAUCCCGGGCUGAAGAAAUAUUACGGCAGCGUGUUCUUGACCAUGGCCACUCUUUUCAAGACGAUCACGGGUGGCAUAGAUUGGGAGGUAGCCGUGGAGCCACUAGAGAAGAUGCCUGGUAUGUACACCGUGGUGUUCUACGUUUACGUGACAUUCUCAGUGUUUGCAUUGUUGAACGUCGUCAACGCAAUCUUUAUCGAUUCCACACUUCAGAGGUCCAAGCACGAUCGCGAUUACGUUGUACAGACAGAGAAGGAUGGCAACCGAUCGGUCUUGGCCAUGACGGAGAGGCUCUUCGUGGAGCUAGACAUUGACAACACAGGCACGAUCAAUCUCUCAGAGCUGCAAAACCGCAUGCGCGAUCAAAAGGUGAGAGCCUAUUUCAAGGCCAUCGGCCUGAAUAUCUACAAGGUGAAGAAACUGUUCCGGCUCAUGGACACCGACAGAUCGGGCAGCAUCGACCGCGUCGAGUUCCAGAGGGGGUGCGAGCGCCUGCGCGGCGAGGCGAGCCAGUUGGACCAGGCAAUCCUCCAUUACCAGAUGAAGAUGUUGUCGAGGGACGUCGCCGGCGUCAAGCACCUGCUGCGGGGACCGCCCGGCGACGGGCCGCGCAUGGAGCCGCCCUCCUCCUCCUCCUCCUCCUCCUCCUCCUCCUCGCGGGACGUCGCCGUCGUCGAGCACCUGCCGCGGGAACCGCCUGGCGACGGCCCGCGCACGGAGCCGCCCUGCGAGACUGGUGGGCUGAGGGUCGCCGCGCUCCCGCAGUAG